AUUAUGGAUGUUGUGUCUUCCUCUACACAAGUAAUUCUGGAUUCCAUGAGUCUGGAUGACUGCCUAGAGGCGUUCCGAAAAACAGAUUGCAUUAUGGAGCCUUCAGUUAUUCAAUUUUUGACUCGAUACAUUGAAAAAGGUGGAACUCCAGAGAUUGCUAUUAAGGAGCUUUCCAAAAGCUACUUGUCCUUAGCACAAAUGGUUAACUUGCUUGCAGAUUGGAUGGUUCAAUUAGGCCUUGAGCCGGCUAAAAUCCAAGAUCUUAUUGAAAAUCAUUAUUACAAUUUGGUAAUCAAAUAUUUUGAUCCUAAAAAAGCGGACAAAAUUUUCAAUGUGGAAGGAAAAAUUCCUGACUGGCUUGGCGGACUAGUUGAGAACCAAAAAUGGAGGAAGCUGAUUUACCAGCUAGCUGAGGAGUACCCUGAUUGUUUGAUGCUAACAUUUACUGUUAAGUUGAUAGCAGAAUCUGGAUUUCAAGGUGAAAUAACGGGGGUUGCUACAGCUAGUCAGCAGCUUGAAGUUUUUGCUGGCGUCCUCAACACUGAAAUAAUGAACAUCGUUAACGAAAAGUCUUCGGCGAUUCAGCAUCACAUUAAAGAACUCUGCUCAAUGGUAAAUUACGGCGAACACUCUUUUCUGUUUUCAAUUAUUUUGCUGUCGUACUUAGAAGAAAGCCCUUACGGUGGAUCAAUGGCAUAUCGAAUUAAGCAAGAGAUAAUCAAAUCUUCGAGCGGCAGUGAAAACUUGACGGAUAUUAUUGCCAUCAAUUUCGCUGUUUCAAAAACACAAAUGCAUCCAAGAGCUUUACAUGCAAUGAGCUCGAUGCUGAGUAAAAAUCAGCUAAACCCUGCUGACAUAACUAUAUUGUACAAACUAUAUCAAGUUGGACACGACGAGUCAGCCGUGCCGACAGUUUCCCUGUUGAAGGAUCCAAUUUUUCUAGAACUUUUAGUCGCAUGUGUGUUCUGUAAAGAGCCAAAAAUUAACACAGAUCAUAAAGCAAAGUACAUCUAUCUACUUGCUUACGCGGUGUCAGUCGUGGAAGACUGGAAGUACUGUAAAAGUGAUGGAUCUUACAGACGGACGUCCAUUGACACGGAGGAUCUGCAGUCGACCUUGGUUGCAAUUGACAGAGUAAACGAGGUGCUCUGGAACAAGGGAAGUGGCAGAGAACUGGUGCAGGAGGUUGAACUAGUCCACGAAUGCAUUCGGGUUCCUGUCGUGGCUUUUGGCAUUACAAAUUGGGUUGAGGAGAUUGUCCAAGAUGACUCAUUUUAUGAUCGAACAACAGACCCCAUACCCGUUCCAUUGUUGUUACUCGAUGAGGUCAUAACCGUACAUCAGCUUCAGCAUGAACAUGUUUUCCAGCUGCUGAAAAAACUAUUCCUUCACUCUUUUUCGUUUCUGUCCACGCAUGCCAAACUGGAGAUGGAGAAGGUCAUAGCCGAUCGAAUGAUUCAUCUCGUUUGUAACGAUUUUGUCAUACCGGUUAUUCAAUUUUUUGCAGACUGUUUGAAAAACUUGAACUCUGAUACUAGUGUAAUUAGAUACUUUCUCUCGAUGUUGCUGGAUUUGAUUGGGGCUCCUUUUAGUGACGAGUUUGUAAUUGCUAUUCAGCCUUUAUGUAUAGAUGACUCAUUGAUACAUGCAGUGCAAAGUAAAGCGAAUGAAAAUCUCGAUAUCCAGGCCUUAUUUGACCGAAUAGAAACUAUUUAG
This is a messenger RNA of Symsagittifera roscoffensis, 1716 nucleotides long. Its product is annotated as negative elongation factor D-like. Gene Ontology annotation, cellular component: NELF complex; nucleus. The coding region runs from base 4 to 1716 and encodes 570 amino acids. The transcript has a single exon. The record is from RefSeq and is a predicted model, not a curated record. Gene Ontology annotation, molecular function: RNA binding. Gene Ontology annotation, biological process: negative regulation of transcription elongation by RNA polymerase II. Lineage: Eukaryota; Metazoa; Xenacoelomorpha; Acoela; Convolutidae.